AUGUGUAAGCUCAUUUUAGCUUUAUACGUCGACAUUGGACUGGCAUCUUCAGACGAUGAAGAGCUGAUUGAUGCAUCUAUCGACGUGUUACAGUCCAAAUUUAAGAUAGUUUCGAAGACAGCAGACCAAUUCCUUGGUAUUCGAAUAUCCCGAUCAUCUAACGGAGAUAUUUCCUUGGAUCAAUUGCUGUAUAUUGAGAAACUCACAAAGCAAUUCGGAAUAGCUGGCUUUGGCGCAUUAUCAAGAUCCCUGGAAAAUCCAUCACCCAAAGAUGUUAGUUGUUUGAAGCGUGUUACUCGUUACUUGAACAGUACGAUAAACUUCAAGUUCGUGUACAAAUUCGAUCCAACUGUCAAACAGCUAGAAUGUUACAGUGACGCAGAUUUUGCCGGUUAUCCUGCUACAUCUCGAUCGACAACUGGCAUUCUGAUCAAGUAUGCUGAUGCGGUGAUUUCCUGGAUCAGCAAACGACAGCAGUUGGUAGCUGACUCGAGUUGCGAUGCUGAAUUGAUCACUGCUAACGAAACAUCAAAGGAAACCAUCUGGAUUUCAAGAUUAUUUCGAGAAUUAAUCAAUCUGUCCGACGUUCCUGUGCAGGGCUGUUAA
Molecule: messenger RNA, 606 nt
Organism: Planococcus citri (citrus mealybug)
Lineage: Eukaryota; Metazoa; Arthropoda; Insecta; Hemiptera; Pseudococcidae
Exons: 2
Coding region: 1-606 (201 amino acids)
Source: RefSeq, a predicted model, not a curated record